This is a messenger RNA of Naumovozyma castellii, 2016 nucleotides long. Its product is annotated as WD repeat TUP1 family protein. NCBI's taxonomy places the organism in Eukaryota, Fungi, Ascomycota, Saccharomycetes, Saccharomycetales, Saccharomycetaceae. The record is from RefSeq and is a predicted model, not a curated record. The coding region runs from base 1 to 2016 and encodes 671 amino acids. The transcript has a single exon.
AUGACGUCCGAUACUAAGUAUUCACAGGAAAAACUGAAUGAAUUGUUGGAAUCCAUUAGACAGGAAUUCAAUAAGGUUUCACAAGAAGUUAAUUCGUAUCGUUUACAAAACCAAAAAGAUUAUGAUUUCAAAAUUAAUCAACAAUUAGCAGAAAUGCAACAAAUUAGAAAUACAGUUUACGAAUUAGAAUUAACUUAUAGAAAACAUAAGGAUUCAUAUCAGGAAGAAAUUAACAGAUUGAAAUUGGAAAUUGCUCAAAAGGAUAAACAAAUCGCUACUUUGACAAAUCAAAAGGAUGGUUCCGCAAUCUUACCUGCCAUUAAAAAUGGUCCCGCUACAACAGCAACAACAGCGACAACAACAGAUGCAACUUCUACUUUAACUCCUCUAAUAAGUGCCCUGGGAUCACAAUUACCACCGGGAACGGCCCCAAUUAUUCAACCACCAUCUGCCACACCAGGUUCUUCUGCACCACCUCAACAAUUACAACAAUUGCAACAGCCUCAACAACAACAACAACAACAACAACAACAACAAAUCGUACCUCCAAUGGUACAACAAGGUGCCACCGCUUUGGAAAAUAACGUUCAACCACCAUUGAUUCCAUCCGUACCAACUCAACCUCUCCCAAAGACAGUCUCAUCUCCAGCUGAUCAACAAAAACCUCAAGAACAACAACCGGCUGAACCAAAAAUAACAACUACAGAAGAGGAAAAAUCAACUACAACAACAGAACAAGUAAAGACAGAAGGUACCAAUGAAUCCGCAGCAACAACACCUGCCGCUGCUGAUAUAAACCACUAUUUGGUUCCUUACAAUCAAAGAGCCAGCUCAUUAAAACCAAUUCCACCAUUCUUAUUGAAUUUGGAAUCUUCAGAUAGUCCCUCCAAAUACAAGAAACAAAGUGACGAUUACUACGUAGUGUUUAACCCAGCAUUACCAUUGGAAUUGGACGUUGAAUUGCAUCAUUCAUUGAACCAUUCCUCAGUGGUUUGUUGCGUCAAAUUCUCCAACGAUGGUCAAUUCCUGGCUACCGGUUGUAACAAGACUACACAAAUUUACAGAGUAUCAGAUGGUGAAUUGAUAGCUAAGUUAUCUGAUGAUUCAGUCACUUCACCAGAUACAUCAAGCGCUACUUCUGGCUCCACACCUUCAACAGAUUUAUACAUUCGUUCUGUAUGUUUCUCACCUGAUGGCGAAUUCCUCGCUACAGGUGCAGAGGAUAAAUUAAUUAGAAUUUGGGAUAUUCAAGAAAGGAAAAUUGUAAUGGUCCUAAAGGGUCAUGAACAAGAUGUAUAUUCUCUGGAUUACUUCCCCAAUGGUGAAAAAUUAGUCUCGGGAUCAGGUGACAGAACCGUGAGAAUUUGGGAUUUGCGCACAGGACAAUGUUCAUUGACGUUAUCCAUCGAAUAUGGUGUCACUACAGUCGCUGUCUCCCCCAAUGAUGGGAAAUUUAUCGCUGCUGGUUCAUUGGAUCGUGCUGUCCGUGUUUGGGAUUCCACUACAGGGUUCCUUGUCGAAAGAUUGGAUUCCGAAAAUGAAUUGGGGACAGGUCAUAGAGAUUCAGUGUAUAGUGUCGUGUUCACUAGAGAUGGUAAUGAAGUUGUUAGUGGAUCCUUGGAUAAGACCGUUAAACUUUGGAACAUGAGACAUAGUGGUAACAGUAAUAAUGAGUCCAACGAUAAGGGUAGCGCAUCAGCUACUUGUGAAGUCACAUACGUGGGACAUAAAGAUUUCGUUUUAUCUGUCACCACUAGUCAAGAUGAUAAAUAUAUCUUGUCUGGUUCUAAAGACCGUGGAAUCUUGUUCUGGGAUAAGGAAUCUGGGAACCCGUUGUUAAUGUUACAAGGUCAUAGAAAUUCUGUCAUUUCAGUCGCUGUGGCUAAUGGAUCUGCCUUGGGUCCAAAAUAUAACGUCUUUGCCACGGGAAGCGGUGAUUGUAAAGCAAGAAUUUGGAAAUACUCAAAGAUUUCUGGUGAAGAGGAGAAGAUUAAGGAGGUACAAGAAGAGAACUGA